AUGAUGUACGCCGCCGCCGACGCCUCUCACCGGGCAGACGACACAUGGACUCGCAUCGUCUGGUACGCCCGCAGGCGGCCCUACAUCGCCGUCGCCGCCGUUUUAUCUUCCCUCACCGUGCUGGGACUCUUCAUAUCGCCCGGCUGGGGCUCCUAUGACCAGCUACCGGAAGACGGCGCCGACGCUGGCUCAAAGACGAACAUUAGCCCUUACGUCCCGCCACAGCUUGGCGAUGCGACGACCACAAUCAUUCCCGCCGAUGACAACGGCAUCCUCUUAUCAUCGGGGAAUGCCUCGACCACCACCUUCACCUCGCCAAACCGCGCUUACACCCUGAAACUGCGACCGGAUGGCGAUCUUGUCCUCACACACAACGAUGAUGCUGGAUCGCACCCGAUAUGGUCGACUGGGACAGGAGACAACCACGCCAAGGGUGGACACAAGGUUGCCUUCACGACUGAUUCGGAGGGUCAUACGCGGAUGGAGCUGAGAAGGAAGAAGAAAGACGAGGACUGGAGGGUUGUGUGGCACAGCGAUCUCGACCCCCUGUGCAAGAAAACGGGCGUCGGCGAGGACGGACUGCAUCAUAAGGGAUCGCACGAUGCCCAGUCGACGCGCCAAUUCGUUCUAUCAGACAACGGCACGCUGCGCAUCGCCGGCCUCUGCAACUUAUACACGCCGCCGAGCCAACAAAGCAAGCAGCGCAGCCUGGCUGUGCUCGUUUCGGGCCUGUACCGCACCAACAAUGUGACGUGCUACACGCAGGUGAAGAACCUGAUCGAGGCCCAUCCCAGCUUUGCGCGUGUAGAUGUCUUUGCGCGCAUCCUGUAUGAGGAGAAGGACCUGACUGAGCUUAACCGCACGGCCGAGUCUAUCGAAGCGGACGUCAAGGACUGCUACGGCAAGUUCCUCAAGACCGUCACGGUCAUUGCAGCUGCCGAUGCCGAAGAGGACUACCCCGGCGGUAGCGAGGCGAUGUUACAGCCUUGCGGCGAUAAGCUUCGCCGACUCAACAACCAAUUGAAGACGAUUGAUAUCGCCGCCCGUGACUGGUGGGCGUGGACAGUUAAGCAGGGCUUCAAGUACGACACCGUGCUGCGAAUUCGCCCAGAUACACUCUUCCACGGCAAGGACAAGCCAAAGUUCCUGAGCCUUGAGGAUCUGGGCAACUCUCUAAUCCUGCCUCACCCGAAGAAUGAGCAUUAUUUCUAUUGCCCGCGCAUGAGUGGCGCAGUUGGCGUCGGCACAACCGACCAGCUCGCCUACGGAACUCCCGCAGCUAUGUUCAGCUGGCUGCACAUGUAUCGGGAUUUCCCUCAGAUGGUCGACCUGGCUGCGAAUCCGGAUCGCCCAGCCCAUCGCGACUUCUCUGGGUGUGAGGAUCUCCCAUCUGGCCCCGAAGCCAAGGACUGCCCGCGAAAAGCCCCGUGCUCUAUCGAGUGUAUGGUGCCGUGGUAUCUCGAGUCUCGGGGUAUCAACUUCAGUCCCGAAUGGGGCUGGAAUCAGCAUCUUCUCCGGAUGAGGGAUAUCCUCACCGAUCCGGAUGCUAAGAAAGCCGGCGAGGAUAGGGCGAUGGAACGGAAAAAGAAGGAAAACGGAGGCAAAUAA
This is a messenger RNA of Phaeoacremonium minimum UCRPA7, 1608 nucleotides long. RefSeq lists its product as hypothetical. The coding region runs from base 1 to 1608 and encodes 535 amino acids. NCBI's taxonomy places the organism in Eukaryota, Fungi, Ascomycota, Sordariomycetes, Togniniales, Togniniaceae. The record is from RefSeq and is a predicted model, not a curated record. The transcript has 2 exons.